Ceratotherium simum simum (southern white rhinoceros) is the source of this 597-nucleotide messenger RNA. Its product is annotated as protegrin-2. Gene Ontology annotation, cellular component: extracellular region. Gene Ontology annotation, biological process: innate immune response; defense response to Gram-negative bacterium; defense response to Gram-positive bacterium. The record is from RefSeq and is a predicted model, not a curated record. Gene Ontology annotation, molecular function: lipopolysaccharide binding. Lineage: Eukaryota; Metazoa; Chordata; Mammalia; Perissodactyla; Rhinocerotidae.
AAACCCAGGCCACAUCCUGUAGGGGGCCAGUGAUGGGGCAGGUCAGGAAGGCUCCUGGUUGGGCCUUUGCAUCAGCCCCAGGCUGGGUAAAAGGAGGGUCCUGCAGGCUGUGAGGAGGCAGACUUGGGGACCAUGGAGACCCAGAGGGACAGCUGUUCCCUGGGGCAGUGCUCACUGUGGCUACUGCUGCUGGGCCUGGUGAUCCCUGCGGCCACCGCUCAGGCCCUCAGCUACGAGGAGGCCGUGCUCCGUGCUGUGGAUGGCCUCAACCAGCGGUCCUCAGACGAUAAUCUCUACCGUCUCCUGGAGCUGGACCCGCAGCCCAAGGGAGACGAGAAUCCAGACACCCCAAUGCCUGUGAGCUUCACGGUGAAAGAGACUGUGUGCCCUAGGUCGACACAGCAGCCACUGGAGCUGUGUCCCUUCAAGGAGAAUGGGCUGGUUAAACAGUGUGUGGGGACAGUCAUCCUGGACCCAGUCAAGGAGUACUUCGACAUCAGCUGUGAUGAGCCCCAGCGUGUCAAGAGAUCUGGCCAUUUUAUUCAUACCCUGGGAAUUAUCAUUGGUCUUCCUCGACAUCAGCUCCUUAUAGCAUAA